Molecule: messenger RNA, 13890 nt
Organism: Varanus komodoensis (Komodo dragon)
Lineage: Eukaryota; Metazoa; Chordata; Lepidosauria; Squamata; Varanidae
Gene: DNAH5
Product: dynein axonemal heavy chain 5
Exons: 79
Coding region: 1-13890 (4629 amino acids)
Biological process (GO): microtubule-based movement
Cellular component (GO): dynein complex
Molecular function (GO): dynein light intermediate chain binding; minus-end-directed microtubule motor activity; dynein intermediate chain binding
Source: RefSeq, a predicted model, not a curated record
AUGUUCAGAAGUGGAAGGCGGAAACUUUGGAAACAAAGCCUUGGCAGAGUUUUAAAGCAAAAACUGAAAGAGGAAAAAGAGGCCAAACGAGCUCACCUGGAUGGAAGACAUGAUUAUCUAUUGUCAAUUGUUGCUUCCUGCACUGAUCUCGAGAAAGCUGAUGUAGAAGAUGCCAUCCUCGAAGGGGACCAGAUAGAGCGCAUUGAUCAGUUCUUCAGUGCUGGAGGCUCUCGUCAUGUCAUGUUCUACUAUCAAGAUGUGGAGGCAUCUGAAACAGGUUCUGGAGGCCCAGCAGGCACUAACCCUCCUGCUGCUGCUAAGAGCAAAGGGGCCAAGUUGUUUGUGACAGAGGGAAAUGACGUUGCUUUGACUGGCAUGUGUGUUUUCUUCAUCAGAAUCAACCCUUCCAAAGCAAUCACUGCAGAGAAUAUCCAUCGUGAAGUGGCUUUCAAUAUGAUGGACACGGCUCAUGGGGGCUUGCUGGGCAGCGUUCGGCACUUGCUGUCAGACAUCUUCAUUCCCGCCCUGAAGACGAUGAGCUGCGGCUGGGGAGACCUGAGCGGCACCCAGAAAGGGGCUGGCAUCAAGCAGGAUCUCCUUACUUCUCUGGAGGGCUUCGUUAGUGUCCUUUCAGGAGCUCAGCAGAGCCUGGUGGAGAAGGUACACUUGCGUAAGUGCGAAACUUAUGAUCUGAAGACCCUGAAAGGACCCGCAGACUUCCUGGUUGCAGCCAACAGUAUGGACACUCUGGAACGAAUAGAGUCCUGCAUGAAAGUGUGGAUUAAACAAAUUGAGCAGGUCAUUGCUGAAAAUAGCCAACUACGGAAGGAAGCAGAUGACCUUGGACCACGAGCAGAGCUGAAUCACUGGAAGAAGCGACUGUCCAAGUUCAAUUACCUGGUGGACCAGCUCAAGACCUUCGACGUCAAGGCUGUACUCGGAGUACUUACAGCGGCUAAGUCCAAGCUUCUAAAGACUUGGCGAGAGCUGGAUGCUCGGAUCACUGAUGCUGCAAACGAAGCCAAAGACAAUGUAAAGUAUUUGUACACACUUGAGAAAUGCUGUGACCCUCUUUAUCACAGCGACCCUGUGACCAUGGUAGAUGCUAUUCCAGGACUCAUACAUGCCAUCAAAAUGAUCCACAGCAUCUCACGCUAUUAUAACACCUCAGAGAAGAUUACUUCCUUGUUUGUGAAGGUUACUAAUCAAAUGAUAACUGCCUGCAAGGCUUAUAUUACCAAUGGCAACACUGCCACCAUCUGGGAUCAGCCACAAGAUGUAGUCCUGGAAAAAAUACAAGCUGCUAUAAGACUGAAGCAGGAAUAUCAAAACUGUUUCCACAAGACCAAACAAAAACUGGAGCAGAAUCCAGCUGAACGACAGUUUGAUUUUAGCGAGAUGUAUAUUUUUGGAAAAUUUGAAACAUUUCAUCGUCGCCUGCUGAAAAUUAUACAUAUCUUUGAAACCAUCACAACCUAUGCCGUUCUACAAGAGUCUAAGAUGGAAGGACUAGAAGUCAUGGCAACAAAAUAUCAGAGCAUUGUUGCUACCAUGAAGAAGAAGCAAUACAACUUCUUAGAUCAGAGGAAAAGUGACUUUGAUGAUGACUAUGAAGAGUUUUGCAAGCAAACAAAUGUACUUCAUCAACAACUCCAGAGUUUUAUGGAUGUUACCUUUGAAAAGAUUACAAACACUGAAAGAGCCCUUGAUGUGCUGAAGAAAUUCGAAAGGCUAGGAAUCCCCAACCUUGGCAUUGAUGACAAAUACCAGGUCAUCCUUCAGAACUAUGGCUAUGACAUUGAGAUGGUCUCCAAGCUGUACUCCAAGCAGAAGAAUGAUCCCCCACUGGCUCGUAACCUCCCUCCCAUGGCUGGUAAGAUCUUGUGGGCACGGCAGCUGUUCCACAGAAUCCAGGAACCCAUGAAUCUUUUCCAAAAGCAUCCCACAGUCCUGCAGAGAGCAGAAGCAAAAGCUGUUAUUUGCAACUACAACCGAGUGGCUAAAGUCCUUCUGGAAUUUGAGGUUGUCUACCACAGGGGAUGGCUACAGCAGGUUCAGCUGGCUAAAGCAGGGCUUCAAGCAUCAUUGCUGGUGAAAGCUCCGGAGACGGGAGAAAUCUAUGUGAACUUUGACCCAGAGAUCCCCACCUUAAUAAGGGAAACGGAGUGCAUGUCACGCAUGGGACUAGAAAUUCCACCACUUGCAGUUGCUCUUCUACAAAAGCGUGAUUCCUACAAACAGAACUUCAAUAAACUGCAGAUGAUGCUGGGAGAGUACAAGCGGGUGAAAUCCAAAAUCCAAGCUCCCCUUCACAUGCUGAUGAUGCCACAUGUGGCCAGAGUGGAUGAUGCUCUUCAGCCUGGGAUGACCAUACUCACCUGGACGUCCCUGAACAUCGAGAACUAUGUGCAGCAAAUUUUGGAUAAACUUGCCGACCUUGAGCUCCUGCUGAAUCGCGUAAAUGACCUGAUAGAAUUCCGUAUCAAUGCUGUCCUUCAAGAGGUGAGCAGCCUGCCCCUCUGCGACCUCCCCGAGGAUGAUCCGCUGACCUGUGAGCAGUUCCUUCACAUGACAAAGGAACUCUGUACGAGGGGAGCCAGAGUGUUGCAUCUGAAAAGCUCCUUGGUCGAAGAAGCAACCAACGAGCUGAUCAACAUGUUGUUAGACAUGGACGCACAUGGCAAAGUGGAGAUGGAUGAGAUGCUUGCGGGCAGUGGCAAAGCGGAGGAGCCCCAUGACGCAGCAGAUGAAGAAGGGCCGUUAGACCCCUUGGCAUCCUCACACACUGCUAGCCAGAUGUCCGUAGGGUUGGCUUCCCCUUUAACUAAGAAGAAGAAGAAGGAGAUGGAAAUGCUAGAGGAGGAAGCCCAGGAACUGUUGUCCCAUUUCAGUCACCGCAACGUGGAUGCUCUUCUGAAGGUCACUCGCAACACCCUGGAAGCUCUGCGCAAGCGUAUCCAGGCCUCUUCUGUGAUCACCUUCUCAGAGAGUGCGAAUGCCUCCAGGCAGAAACUGAAUGCUCAGCCCAUCUUUAAGGCCAGUGUUAUCCUUUCUAUUCCACAUUUUGCCAUGAUGCCGACUCUUGAGGAAGUACAGCAAACACUCAACAAAGCUGUGGACAGUAUUGUAAGUGUCAUGAAAGGCGUUGGACAGUGGAGUAAGGAGAGAAUAUCCAAGAAAAAGAUGCUGGAAAGAAAACUGGCUGCUCUGCAAAAUGACGGAGACAGCGAUUCUGAGAAUGGAAUGAAAGCAAAUGAAGGUGGAAGCAUCCAUGAUCCUACAGAGACAGGCUCCCUGAUUCUGCCUUCUCCUACCCAAAGCAAGAACUACUACAAAACCAUUUCGGAGAAUAAGGAAAUAAUCAAACUGAUGUCUGUUCUGAGUACUGCGAUCAAUUCUACCAAAAGGGAAGUCCUUGUGGCCUUGGAGCGUUUCAGACGUUACCAUCACAUCUGGCAGAAGGAGAAAGAAAAAACCAUAGAAGAAUUCAUCAAAGAAAGUCCUUUGCUGUCAGACUUUGAAUCCCAAAUCCUUUAUUACAGAGACUUAGCAGCUGAAAUUAAUUCGGAGCCUGAAUACAUAUGUGUGGGAACCAUUGCAUUAUAUACAGUGGACCUAAAGUUGGCCCUUACAACAGAAACCAAGGCUUGGAUGAUUGCAUUCGGACGUCACUGUAACAAGAAUUACAGGACAGAAAUGGAGAACAUCUUUACCUUUGUCGAGGAAAUCAGCAAGAAAUUGAACCGUCAAAUUAAAGAUCUGGAUGAUAUAAGGAUAGCUAUGGCUGCACUGAAAGAGAUCCGAGAGCAACAGAUCUCAAUAGAUUUCCAAGUGGGACCAAUUGAGGAGUCCUAUGCAAUGUUAAAUAAGUAUGAAUUAUUGGUGGCAAAAGAAGAGAUGGAGAAGAUAGACACGCUGCGUUACGCCUGGGAGAAACUGCUGGUCCGAGCAAAUGAGGUGCAGAAUGAAUUGGUCGCAUUGCAGCCCAAGUUCAGAGGAGAGCUAAUAAGCACGGUGGAGAUAUUUGUCGACGACUGUGAUCAGUACUACUUAGAUUAUGACAAGAAUGGUCCCAUGGUGGAUGGUCUUGAGCCUCAGGAAGCUAGUGACAGGCUUAUCAUAUUUCAGAAUCGAUUUGACAACCUUUAUCGGAAGUACAUCACUUACACUGGAGGUGAAGAACUUUUUGGUUUGCCUGUUACUCAGUAUCCUCAGCUCCUCGAGAUCAAGAAGCAGCUAAACCUGUUGCAGAAGCUUUACAGCCUGUACAACAAUGUCAUUGAUACCGUAAAUGGAUAUUAUGAUAUCCUCUGGUCAGAAGUGAACAUUGAGAAGAUUAAUAAUGAGCUCCUUGAGUUUCAGAACAGGUGCCGCAAACUGCCCCGAGCUCUGAAGGAGUGGCAAGCAUUUCUGGAUCUCAAGAGGACCAUAGACGACUUCAGCGAAUGUUGCCCUCUGCUCGAGCUGAUGUCCAACAGAGCCAUGAUGGCACGGCACUGGAAGCGCAUCACUGAUCUCACCGACCACAGUUUUGAUGUUGAAAAUGAGGCUUUCAAGCUGAAGAACAUCAUGGAAGCACCUUUGUUGAAAUAUAAAGAAGAGAUCGAGGAUAUCUGCAUCAGUGCUGUGAAGGAGAGGGACAUUGAGCAGAAGCUGAAACAGGUGAUUGCCGAAUGGGACAACAAAACAUUCACUUUUGCCAACUUUAAAUCCCGCGGGGAGCUGCUGUUGAGGGGAGACAGCACUUCUGAAACCAUUGCAAGCAUGGAAGACAGCCUGAUGGUUCUCGGCUCCCUGAUGAGCAACAGGUACAACACCCCAUUCAAGGCUCAGAUACAGAAGUGGGUACAAUAUUUGUCUAACACAACAGACGUAAUUGAGAACUGGAUGACGGUGCAGAAUUUGUGGAUCUACUUAGAGGCUGUCUUUGUGGGUGGGGACAUCGCCAAGCAGCUUCCAAAGGAAGCCAAACGUUUCUCUAACAUCGACAAAUCGUGGGUGAAGAUCAUGACGCGAGCCCACGAAAUACCAAAUGUGGUCCAGUGCUGUGUGGGGGACGAAACAAUGGGGCAGCUGCUGCCUCAUUUGCUGGAACAGCUGGAGAGCUGCCAGAAGUCUCUGACAGGAUACCUGGAGAAAAAGCGGCUUUCUUUCCCCCGAUUCUUCUUUGUGUCCGACCCCGCUCUCCUGGAGAUUCUGGGCCAGGCUUCGGAUUCUCACACUAUACAAGCUCACCUGCUAAAUGUCUUUGAUAACAUCAAAACUGUAAAAUUCCACGAAAAGGUUUAUGAUCGGAUCCUUUCCAUUUCCUCUCGAGAGGGCGAGACAAUUGAGCUGGAAAAGCCUGUCAUGGCAGAAGGUAAUGUGGAGGUUUGGCUCAAUUCUCUCCUGAAGGAGUCCCAGUCCUCCCUGCAUCUUGUGAUUCGACAGGCAGCUGCAAGUAUUCAGGAAGCAGAUUUCCAGCUGAUCGAGUUUCUUUCUUCCUAUCCUGCUCAGGUUGGCUUGUUGGGAAUUCAGAUGAUCUGGACACGAGAUGCUGAAGAAGCUUUGACAAAUGCAAAAUAUGACAAGAAGAUAAUGCCAAAAACAAACCAGUUUUUCCUGGACCUCUUGAACACCCUGAUAGACAUGACUACGAAGGACCUGAGCCCGGUGGAGCGCAUUAAAUACGAGACACUGAUCACCAUUCAUGUGCACCAAAGGGACAUAUUUGAUGACCUGUGCCGCAUGCACAUCAAGAGUCCUGCAGACUUUGAGUGGCUGAAGCAAUGCAGAUUUUAUUUCAAAGAGGAUGCAGACAAGAUGAGGAUUAAUAUCACCGAUGUGGCCUUCACCUACCAGAAUGAAUUUUUGGGCUGUACAGACAGGCUUGUCAUCACACCUCUCACAGACAGGUGUUACAUCACGUUAGCUCAAGCCUUGGGCAUGAGCAUGGGCGGAGCCCCGGCAGGACCGGCAGGGACAGGCAAAACCGAAACAACCAAGGACAUGGGGAGGUGCCUCGGGAAAUACGUCGUGGUCUUCAAUUGCUCUGACCAGAUGGAUUUUCGAGGACUGGGGAGAAUCUUCAAAGGUCUUGCUCAGUCUGGGUCCUGGGGCUGCUUUGAUGAGUUUAACCGCAUCGAUCUGCCCGUGUUAUCUGUUGCGGCCCAGCAAAUCGCAAUAGUUCUGACGUGUAAGAAAGAGCGCAAGAAGAACUUCAUUUUUACGGAUGGCGAUAAUGUGGAAAUGAAUCCUGAAUUUGGACUUUUUUUGACAAUGAACCCUGGCUAUGCUGGCCGCCAAGAGCUUCCUGAAAACCUCAAGAUCAACUUCCGCUCAGUGGCAAUGAUGGUUCCCGACCGGCAGAUCAUCAUCCGUGUCAAAUUGGCUAGCUGCGGCUUCAUUGAUAACAUUGUGCUUGCCCGGAAGUUCUUCACCCUGUACAAACUCUGUGAGGAGCAAUUGUCCAAGCAAGUGCAUUAUGACUUUGGACUAAGGAACAUAUUGUCAGUGUUGCGGACCUUGGGAGCAGCCAAAAGAUCAAACCCCGAUGACACGGAAGCCACAAUCGUAAUGCGAGUUUUGAGGGACAUGAACCUGUCUAAGCUGAUCGAUGAAGAUGAACCCUUAUUUUUGAGUCUGAUCGAAGAUCUUUUCCCAAGUAUCCAGCUCGACAAGGCAGGCUAUCCGGACCUUGAAGCUGCCAUUAGCAAGCAGGUGGAAAAGGCUGGCCUGAUUAAUCACCCUCCAUGGAGACUGAAGGUGAUCCAGCUGUUUGAGACCCAAAGGGUGCGGCAUGGCAUGAUGGCUCUGGGGCCGAGUGGGGCCGGAAAGACAACAUGCAUCCACAUACUAAUGAAAUCCAUGACAGACUGUGGGCAGCCCCACCGUGAAAUGCGGAUGAACCCGAAGGCCAUCACUGCACCUCAGAUGUUUGGGCGGCUGGAUGUUGCAACUAACGACUGGACGGAUGGGAUUUUCUCCACGCUUUGGCGGAAAACGCUGAGAGCUAAGAAAGGGGAACACAUCUGGAUAGUUCUUGAUGGUCCUGUGGAUGCAAUUUGGAUCGAGAACCUGAAUUCCGUGCUGGAUGAUAACAAAACAUUGACAUUAGCUAAUGGAGAUCGGAUUCCGAUGGCCCCGAACUGUAAAAUUGUCUUUGAGCCACAUAAUAUAGACAACGCUUCCCCUGCCACAGUGUCCAGGAAUGGCAUGGUGUUUAUGAGCUCCUCAGUUCUCAACUGGAGCCCUGUCCUUGAGGGCUUCCUGAAGAAACGUUCUGCGCAGGAAGCUGAGAUUUUGCGCCAGCUGUACGUGGCAUCGUUCCCAGACCUGUAUAGGUUCAGCAUCCAGUCCUUAGAAUACAAGAUGGAAGUGCUGGAGGCCUUUGUGAUAAUGCAGAGCAUCAAUAUGCUGCAAGGCCUGAUUCCUUGCAAGGAGCAGGGAGGAGAAAUUACAGCAGAGUUCCUGGAAAGACUGUACAUCUUCUCCUUGAUGUGGAGCAUCGGGGCACUGCUGGAAUUGGAAGACCGUUGCAAGCUGGAACACUGGCUUCGUAGUCACGAAACGAUAAAACUUGAUCUUCCUAAUAUUCCAGAAGGAAGUGAAGACACAAUGUUUGACUACUAUGUUACCAAUGAUGGCAAAUGGGUGCACUGGAAUACUUGCAUUGGAGAAUAUGUGUACCCCACAAACUGCAUUCCGGAAUAUGGCUCUAUCUUGGUGCCAAAUGUUGACAAUGUGAGGACAGACUUUCUUAUCCAAACAAUUGCAAAGCAAGGGAAGGCAGUGCUGCUAAUUGGUGAACAAGGGACUGCCAAGACUGUCAUCAUCAAAGGCUACAUGUCAAAAUAUAAUCCUGAAAGCCACAUGGCCAAGAGUCUGAAUUUCUCAUCGGCAACAACUCCUUUCAUGUUUCAGCGCACAAUAGAAAGUUACGUGGACAAGCGAAUGGGCACAACAUACGGCCCCCCGGCGGGAAAGAAAAUGACCGUCUUCAUUGAUGAUGUGAAUAUGCCUGUAAUCAAUGAGUGGGGAGACCAGGUCACCAAUGAGAUAGUUAGGCAGCUGAUGGAGCAAAGUGGGUUUUAUAACCUGGAAAAGCCUGGGGAGUUUACCAACAUCAUCGACAUCCAGUUCUUGGCUGCCAUGAUCCACCCAGGUGGGGGACGCAAUGACAUCCCCCAGAGAUUGAAGAGGCAGUUUUCCGUAUUUAACUGCACCCUGCCUUCUAAUUCCUCCAUUGACAAGAUUUUUGGUGUGAUUGGCCUGGGACACUUCUGCAGCCACAGGGGCUUUGUGGAGGAGGUGAGAGCAGCCGUGGCCAAGCUGGUGCCGCUGACACGCCGGCUGUGGCAAAUGACGAAGGUCAAGAUGCUGCCGACGCCAGCCAAAUUCCAUUAUGUGUUCAAUCUUCGAGACCUUUCCAGGAUCUGGCAAGGGAUGCUCAAUACCGUUUCAGACGUAAUCAAUGAGCCCAAUGUACUCAUAAAACUAUGGAAGCAUGAAUGUAAGCGUGUUAUUGCUGACCGUUUUAUAGCCCCCGAGGAUGUGGAUUGGUUUGAUCUCACGCUGGCAAAACUCAUUGAAGGGGAAUUUGGUAGUGAUGCAAAGGCACUGGUAGAUCCCAAAAUUGACACCUACUUUGUGGACUUCUUAAGAGAUGCCCCUGAAGCUACAGGAGAAGAGCCGCAGGAAGCCGAAGCUGACAUGCCAAAAGUAUAUGAGCCCUCUGAAUCUUUUGAUCUCCUGAAGGACCGUUUGAACAUGUUCUUGCAAAUCUACAAUGAGAGCAUCCGUGGGACAGGAAUGGAUUUGGUGUUUUUUGAAGAUGCCAUGAUUCAUUUAGUAAAGAUCUCCCGUGUGAUCCGCACACCCCGUGGAAAUGCACUGCUCGUUGGAGUUGGUGGGUCCGGAAAGCAGAGUUUGACUAAAUUGGCAUCAUUCAUAGCCGGCUAUGAUAUAUUCCAGAUCACGUUAACAAGGUCUUACAACACCUCCAACUUGAUGGAAGACCUGAAGCAUCUGUAUAGGACUGCAGGGCAACAAGGAAAAGGGAUCACCUUCAUUUUUACAGACAAUGAGAUAAAAGAUGAGGCCUUCUUGGAGUACAUGAACAAUGUCCUGUCAUCAGGCGAGGUCUCAAACUUGUUUGCCCGUGAUGAAAUAGAUGACAUUACUGGUGAUCUCAUACCAGUUAUGAAGAAGGAGCAUCCACGUCGGCCUCCAACCACUGAGAAUUUAUACGAUUAUUUCAUGAGUAGAGUCCAUCAGAACCUUCAUGUAGUUCUCUGCUUUUCGCCAGUGGGUGAAAAAUUCCGAAACCGAGCUUUGAAAUUCCCUGCCCUUAUUUCAGGUUGUACUAUAGAUUGGUUCAGUCGUUGGCCUAAAGAUGCUCUUGUUGCAGUCUCUCGACAUUUUUUGUCUGCCUAUAAAGUUGAUUGCACUGAUGAGAUAAAAAAUGAGAUGGUGCAGUGCAUGGGUUCCUUCCAGGAUGGAGUGGCUGAGAAAUGUGUCGAAUAUUUCCAGAGAUAUCGCCGCUCAACACAUGUGACCCCCAAGUCUUACUUGUCCUUUAUUCAGGGGUAUAAAGCUAUAUACAAAGAAAAACAUGCUGAGGUGCAGACUUUGGCCAACAGGAUGAAGACCGGGUUGGAGAAGCUGAAAGAGGCAUCUGAGUCAGUGGCGGCUUUGAGCAGAGAGCUGGAAGCCAAGGAAAAGGAACUCCAGGUUGCCAAUGAAAAAGCCGAUAUGGUGUUAAAAGAAGUCACCGUGAAGGCACAGGCUGCCGAAAAGGUGAAGGCCGAAGUUCAGAAAGUGAAGGAUAAAGCGCAGGCUAUCGUAGACAGCAUCUCGGCAGACAAAGCGAUUGCCGAAGAAAAGCUCAGAGCUGCCAAACCUGCUUUAGAAGAAGCCGAGGCUGCUUUGCAGACUAUCAAGCCGGCAGACAUCGCCACGGUCCGCACCUUGGGGCGACCUCCUCAUCUGAUCAUGCGGAUCAUGGACUGCGUGCUGCUGCUGUUUCAGAGGAGAGUCAACACAGUCAAAGUGGACCUGGAGAGAAACUGCACCGUUCCAUCAUGGCAGGCCUCCUUGACACUGAUGACAGCAGGAAACUUCUUACAAAACCUGCAGCAAUUCCCCAAAGAUACAAUUAAUGAAGAAGUGGUGGAGCUCUUGAGCCCUUACUUUGAAAUGAUGGACUACAACAUCGAGACAGCGAAGAGGGUGUGCGGUAAUGUGGCUGGCCUUUGCUCAUGGACCAAAGCAAUGUCUGCCUUCUUUGCGAUCAACAAGGAAGUGCUACCUUUAAAGGCUAACCUGGCCGUUCAGGAGAACCGUCUGACGACCGCCAUGUUAGACCUGCAGAAAGCUCAAGCUGAGCUGGAUGCCAAGCAAACUGAACUAGAUAUUGUGCAGGCGGAAUACGAGAAGGCCAUGAGGGAGAAACAGACAUUGCUUGAGGAUGCAGAACGCUGCAGACACAAAAUGCAGACAGCUUCCAGUCUCAUUAGUGGGUUGGCUGGCGAGAAAGAAAGGUGGACGGAACAAAGCAAAGAGUUUGCAGCACAAACAAAGAGGCUUGUGGGAGAUGUGCUCCUGGCCACAGCCUUUCUGUCCUAUUCCGGCCCUUUUAACCAAGAAUUCCGCAAUCUGCUGUUAACCGGUUGGCAAAAAGAGAUGAAAUCACGGAAAAUCCCAUUUGGGAACGAUCUGAAUCUCACCGAGAUGCUGAUUGAUGCUCCGACCGUCAGUGAAUGGAACCUUCAAGGGCUGCCGAAUGAUGAUCUGUCCAUUCAGAACGGCAUCAUUGUCACCAAGGCAGCUCGUUACCCUUUGCUGAUUGAUCCUCAGACACAAGGCAAGAUCUGGAUUAAAAACAAGGAAACCAGGAAUGAGCUUCAGAUCACCUCCUUAAAUCACAAGUAUUUUAGAAAUCACUUGGAGGACAGCCUUUCUCUUGGAAGGCCACUGUUAAUUGAAGAUGUCAGUGAAGAGCUGGAUCCAGCUUUGGAUAAUGUGCUGGAAAGAAAUUUCAUCAAAACAGGUUCUACAUACAAGGUAAAAGUUGGGGAUAAAGAAGUGGAUGUCAUGAACGGUUUCAGACUUUAUAUUACCUCCAAGCUGCCAAAUCCAGCAUAUACACCUGAGAUUAGUGCUCGCACAUCUAUCAUUGAUUUCACUGUCACCAUGAAAGGUCUGGAAGAUCAGCUUCUGGGGAGGGUCAUUCUAACAGAAAAGCAGGAGUUGGAGAAAGAGCGAACCGAUCUAAUGGAAGAUGUGACUGCUAACAAGAGGAAGAUGAAAGAACUAGAAGAUAACUUGCUGUUUCGACUGACAAGCACACAAGGCUCUCUGGUGGAAGAUGAGAGUCUCAUCAUUGUACUUAGCAACACAAAGAAGACUGCAGAAGAGGUGACACAGAAAUUGCAAAUUUCGGCCGAAACUGAAAUACAGAUUAAUUCAGCCCGGGAAGAAUACAGACCAGUUGCAACAAGAGGCAGCAUCCUCUAUUUCCUGAUAACCGAGAUGAGUAUGGUGAAUGUCAUGUAUCAAACUUCACUUCGACAGUUCCUGGGCCUCUUUGAUCUUUCACUUGCCAGGUCUGUCAAGAGCCCAAUUACAAGCAAGAGAAUAGCAAAUAUCAUUGAGUACAUGACCUACGAAGUGUGCAGGCAUGCUGCCCGAGGGCUGUAUGAGGAGCACAAGUUCUUGUUCACGUUGCUGCUUACCUUGAAGAUUGACCUGCAGCGGGGCAAAGUCAAGCACGAGGAGUUCCUCACUCUGAUUAAAGGUGGGGCUUCUUUGGAUCUGAAAGCUUGUCCCCCUAAACCAGCUAAAUGGAUCCUGGAUAUGACUUGGUUAAAUUUGGUGGAGCUCAGUAAACUGAGACAAUUCUCAGAUGUUCUUGACCAAAUUUCACGAACGGAAAAGCAGUGGAAAAUUUGGUUUGACAAAGAGAAACCAGAAGAAGAACUUGUUCCCAGUGGCUAUGACCAAGCUCUGGACUGCUUCAGACGUCUCCUCCUCAUAAGGUCUUGGUGUCCUGACAGAACUAUAGCUCAGGCUCGAAAGUACAUUAUAGAUACCAUGGGGGAAAAAUACGCAGAAGGGGUGAUCCUAUCCUUGGAAGAGAUUUGGGAGGAAUCUGAUCCUCGCACACCUCUCAUCUGCUUCCUUUCCACGGGCUCUGACCCUACGGAUUCCAUUACUGCCCUGGGGAAAAGACUGAAGAUCGAGACGCGUUAUGUUUCCAUGGGCCAAGGGCAAGAGGUCCAUGCACGCAAACUUCUGCAGCAAACUAUGGCUCAUGGUGGAUGGGCACUUCUGCAGAACUGCCACCUAGGGCUUGACUUCAUGGACGAGUUGAUGGACACGGUUGUGGAAACGGAGGUGGUUCAUGACGCGUUCCGCUUGUGGAUGACCACAGAGGUUCAUAAGCGAUUUCCCAUUACCCUUCUGCAGAUGUCCAUUAAAUUCACCAAUGAGCCUCCCCAGGGACUCAGAGCUGGCCUAAAAAGGACCUAUGGAGGUGUGAGUCAAGAUCUCUUGGAUAUCAGCAACAUGGUACAGUGGAAGCCAAUGCUAUAUGCUGUAGCUUUCCUCCAUUCCACAGUCCAGGAAAGGAGAAAAUUUGGACCUCUGGGAUGGAACAUUCCUUAUGAAUUCAAUCAAGCUGAUUUCAAUGCCACAGUACAGUUUGUUCAGAAUCAUUUGGAUGACAUGGACAUCAAAAAGGGUGUGUCAUGGAAUACCGUUCGUUACAUGAUAGGAGAAAUUCAAUAUGGUGGGAGAGUUACGGACGACUAUGACAAGAGGCUGCUUAACACCUUUGCUAAGGUGUGGUUCAGUGAAAACAUGUUCAGCCAAGACUUCUCCUUCUACAAAGGCUACAGCAUACCCAAGUGCACAGUGGUGGAUCAGUACCUUCACUACAUUCAGGGCUUGCCUACUUAUGAUACUCCAGAAGUCUUUGGGCUGCACCCCAAUGCAGACAUUACUUAUCAAAGCAAGCUUGCCAAAGAUGUCCUGGACACGAUUCUCAGCAUUCAGCCUAAAGACAGUUCCAGUGGAGGAGGAGAGACCAGAGAAGCCGUGGUUGCUCGGCUGGCAGAUGACAUGCUGGAGAAACUGCCUGCAAACUAUGUACCAUUUGAGGUAAAGGAAAGGCUUCAGCAUAUGGGGCCAUUCCAGCCUAUGAACAUCUUCCUGCGGCAGGAGAUUGACAGAAUGCAGAGGAUUCUCGCUCUGGUGCAAAACACUCUGACAGAUCUAAAACUUGCCAUUGAUGGAACCAUCAUAAUGAGUGAGAGCCUGAGAGAUGCCUUGGACUGCAUGUAUGAUGCAAGGAUUCCCGAACGCUGGAGGAAGGCAUCCUGGGCUUCCAGCACUCUUGGAUUUUGGUUUACCGAGCUUCUCGAAAGGAACCGGCAAUUUUACUGUUGGAUUUUUGAAGGGCGACCAAACUGCUUUUGGAUGACAGGGUUCUUCAACCCUCAAGGAUUUUUAACAGCAAUGAGACAGGAAAUUACUCGAGCAAACAAGGGCUGGGCCCUUGACAGUGUAGUUCUGUGUAAUGAGGUCACCAAGUGGAUGAAGGAUGACAUCACAUCUCCUCCUUCGGAAGGCGUCUAUGUAUACGGGCUCUACCUAGAAGGUGCUGGGUGGGACAAAAGGAACAUGAAGCUCAUGGAAUCGAAACCAAAGGUGCUGUUUGAGCCCAUGCCUGUGAUAAGGAUAUAUGCAGAAAACAAUGCCUCAAGGGAUCCGCGUCUCUACUCAUGUCCAAUCUACAAAAAACCAGUGCGAACGGAUUUGAAUUACAUAGCUGCAGUGGAGCUGCGUUCCACACAACCUCCUGAGCAUUGGAUACUGCGUGGAGUCGCACUGCUGUGUGAUGUCAAGUAA